AUGACAGCUGCCUUGCGAAUGCUUGCUUACGGUGCAGGGGCAGAUCAAUGUGUUGAGUAUUGUUGGAUGGAAAAAUCCACCUCCGUCGCAGCCUUUCAACACUUUACACGAGAAAUUGUUGAUCUUUACUUAGCAGAAUACCUCUGCGCUCCUACUGCUGCUGACCUCAAACGACUUCUUGCCAAAUUUGAGAGGAGAGGUUUUCCAGGAAUGAUUGGGAGCAUCGACUGUAUGCAUUGGCAAUGGAAGAAUUGUCCGACAGGUUGGGCUGGAGAAUAUAGAGGUAGGAAACAGAUCCCCACUGUCAUCCUGGAAGCAGUCGCAUCUUACGACACCUGGAUUUGGCACUCAUUCUUUGGAAUGCCCAGGGCAUGCAACGACCUGAACGUCUUGGCAAAGUCUCCAUAG
Molecule: messenger RNA, 408 nt
Organism: Rosa chinensis
Lineage: Eukaryota; Viridiplantae; Streptophyta; Magnoliopsida; Rosales; Rosaceae
Exons: 1
Coding region: 1-408 (135 amino acids)
Source: RefSeq, a predicted model, not a curated record